Molecule: messenger RNA, 1066 nt
Organism: Bursaphelenchus xylophilus (pine wood nematode)
Lineage: Eukaryota; Metazoa; Nematoda; Chromadorea; Rhabditida; Aphelenchoididae
Source: the annotation of a GenBank genome assembly
AUGCGGACAAAUUGCCAAGCUUCCUGUGGAUUUUGCCAAGCUCAGCAAGGCCAAUAUGCCUAUCCGCAGCAGUAUGAAGGGUACUUUAAUUCCCCGCAGUAUGGAAGUGGAGGACAGGCGGGUAAGACUACAAAUAAAAGAUAAUCGAAAAAUAAGAUUUUUUAUUUUUCGAUUUCCAUGAAAUUUCGUGCAGUGUCUUUCAAAUUGAAAAUGAAAAAAAUCAUUGGCCUAAAAAUGCUUGUAAUUUCUGAAAAGCUCAAAAUAUAGGCCAUGGAAAGUUCUGUAGUAAAUUUACGCUAAGAGUUACCAAAAUCAAAAAAAAAAAAUCAAAAUUCUCGGUGCGAUCUUUUGGUUUCAGGCUGUUCCAACUAUUACUGCGGCGGAGGUUACUCUGGGUACUGCUACGACUGUUACGGCGGAGGAUUUGUUGGAAUGGUUGGGUACCCCAACUAUUACAAUCAAAACGGCGGACUUCUUGGUGGAUUAUUGGGAGGUCUGCAGAACCUUAUCUUGGGAAUUGGCCAAGCCUUGCAAAGUGUUUUACUCAACCUGGGCAACCUGCUGAACUCGAGAAACUAUGCUAGUUAUGGCUAUGGCAUCGGUGGGAAUGCAUGUGAGUCUCGGGUAUAGAAAAACCUCAAAAAAAGUUUGUUUUGUAAUCAAAAAAUUUUUACGAUUCUUAGAAUUAAAAAAAAGGAACCACCAACAAAUUUUUGUAUUAGUAUCUUGUCAAAUUUCAAGUUUUUUUAAAUCCGAAAAUCCCAAGCCAAACAUUUUGAGCAUUUCAGACUGUAUGGACUAUCUUCCUGGCUGUUACAUGUACCUCAGUAUGUGCCUCUCCCCUUACUCUUAUUAUUCUCAAUGUUUGCAACGAUAUUGCCCCCUAACUUGUGGUUUAUGUACCGGCGGGCAGAACGGAAUUAUUGGAGGCGGGGGAAUCGUCCCCGGCCUUGGAAUCCCCGGAGCUGGAGGACUUGGAGGAGUGCCAAAUGGAGGAGGAUUGGGAGGGCUUGGAGGUCAGGGCGGAUUGGGAGGUCUGGGUGGCCUUGGCGGAAUUAUUGGAUAA